CAGAGAACUGGAUGAUAGGAGCAGAAUGGGUAGCCAGUCUAUAUCAGAUGAUCUGGGCAAGUUCAUCAUAUGGAUCUUGAAUACUACUCCAUAACCAAGCUAGCUAGCAUUAGUAGAGGCCGGAUAGGAAAAACACAGGCGUGAGUCUAAGAUAUUAAAAGAAAAACCAGUGAAAGGAGGAAGAGAUGACGAGCUCAUCGCCUGUACUAGCGUCGGCUUGUCCGAGGAGGGAAGAAGCCACGGUAUCAGGUUGAGAGAUGCAGACCGCGGCAAAGGCUGAUCGGCUGACUCGGAGCCUGGCGGCUCCCUUCCUGGCUGUGAACCGCGGCGUGUUCGUCUUCGUCGCCGCGAUUGUCGCCGGCGCUCUCGUCUCCGCCUACUGGAUAUCUGCCAGCACCAGAGUUGUUCCAAUCAUUCCUAGCGCCACUAGAGCCGUCGAUCAGAACGCUGCAAGGAGUCCGGAGCCGGCGCCGAGUUCGGCACGCUUCACCAGUCUAGGCGCAAACCGGACAGCGUCCGAACCUGCCGGUUUGGCGCCUCUUCCUCGGAGACAGCCACCAGCUCCGGCCUGCCCGGCCUACUUCCGGUGGAUCCACGAGGACCUACGGCCAUGGCGAGCUACGGGGAUCACGCGCGAGACGUUGGACGGCGCCCACCGAUACGGGCCCAAGUUCCGGGUCACGGUGAUCGCCGGGCGCCUCUACGUGGCGCGCUACGGCCGGUGCUUCCAGACGCGCGCCGUGUUCACGCAGUGGGGCAUCCUGCAGCUGCUCCGCCGCCACGUCGGCCGCGUCCCCGACCUCGACCUCAUGUUCGACUGCCAGGACCUGCCGGUCGUGAACGCCGGCGACCACGCGCCGCCGCCGCUGUUCCGGUACUGCGGCAGCGAGCCCACGCUGGACAUCGCCUUCCCUGACUGGUCCUUCUGGGGCUGGCCGGAGCUUAACAUAAAGCCAUGGGACGCACUGAGUCGGGAGAUCGGUGAAGGGAAUGCCGCUCUGCACUGGACGCGCAGAGCGCCGUACGCGUUCUGGAAGGGUAACCCGACGGUGGGCACGGUGCGCUGGGAGCUCCUCAAAUGCAAUGUGUCCCGCGAGCGCGACUGGAAGGCGCGGAUCUAUGCGCAGGACUGGAGGGAGCAGGUACGAGACGGGUUCAGGGAAUCGGACUUGGCCAAGCAAUGCACACACAGGUACAAGAUCUACGCGGAAGGACGCGGGUGGUCGGUGAGCGAGAAGUACAUUCUGGCGUGCGACUCCGUGGCGCUGGUGGUGCGGCCGAGGUUCCACGACUUCUUCUCCAGGGGCCUCCUGCCGCUGCUGCACUACUGGCCCGUCCGCGACCGCGGCCAGUGCCGGUCCAUCGAGUUCGCCGUCGACUGGGGCAACUCUCACCCGGACAAGGCGCAGGAAAUAGGAGGAAACGCGAGCAAGUUCAUGCAGGAGGAGCUGACGAUGGACCAUGUCUAUGACUACAUGUUUCAUCUUCUAAGCGAAUACGCUAAACUACUGCGAUACAAGCCAUCGGUACCCGACGGGGCCGUCGAGGUCACCGUGGAGUCCAUGACUCAUGGAAGGCGAGGACUGGAGAGGGAAUUCAUGGUGGAUACGAUGGUGAACGUGCCGGGCAGUGCAGCCCCUUGCGAGCUGCCAUCGCCCUUCAGUGCCGACGAGCUGGAGACGCUGAGGAGGAGGAAAGCCGACGCGGUGAGGCAGGUGGAGACGUGGGAGGAGGCGGUGACGAACUGAAGAAAGGAGAAAGGACGGGUUUUGGCAUGCGCACUGGAUCGAACUUUCUGACAUCGGAGUGAUGAUGGCAGGGAAACACGAUGAGGACCGUAACAGGGAAAUGCAGAGUGCACAAUGCACCAGCGAUCUGCUACAGCAGCAGGCUUCACCGUUCACCGUGAACGUGCUAGCAACGGAUUGUGCUAGUGCUGAAAACACUCUGCUUCUCUUCCCAUGUGGCAACGGCAGACUUAGAGCAUCUCCACUCA
This is a messenger RNA of Lolium perenne, 1996 nucleotides long. RefSeq lists its product as uncharacterized. The record is from RefSeq and is a predicted model, not a curated record. Lineage: Eukaryota; Viridiplantae; Streptophyta; Magnoliopsida; Poales; Poaceae.